GGAUCUGCUGUGGGUUAGGGGAUGCGCGAGCGGCGGUGGCGGCGGGGUGGCCCGGUUGAUUUCGAGCGGGUCUGCCGGGGGCGGCCGGCGCCAUGCUGAGCCGCAGCUCGUUCACCAGCCUGGUGGUGGGGGUGUUUGCCGUGUACGUAGCGCACACUUGCUGGGUGAUGUACGGCAUCGUCUAUACGCGGCCCUGUCCCGCGGCCGCGGCAGCCGGUAGUGGCGCGGCGGGGUGCGUCUGGCCUUACCUGGCGCGGAGGCCGAAGUUGCAGUUGAGCGUGUAUACUACCACACGAUCAAACAUUGGGGCUGAGAGUAAUAUAGAUCUGGUUUUGAACGUGAAGGAUUUUGAUAUUGAGUCCAAAUUUGAAAGGACAGUGAAUGUCUCUGUACCAAAGAAAACUCGGAAUAAUGGCACAUUAUAUGCCUAUGUAUUUCUUCAUCACGCUGGAAUUUUGCCAUGGCAUGACAGUAAGCAGGUGCAUAUAGUAAGCCCACUGACCACAUACAUGGUCCCUAAACCCGAAGAGAUUAAUUUGCUCACUGGGGAAUCAGCCACACAGCAAAUUGAAGCAGAAAAACAGAUCAGUGCUCUAGAUGGGCCUGUCUCUCACUGGAGGUCAAGAUUAACCUUAAAUGUCAUGGUGGAAGACUUUGUGUUUGAUGGCUCAUCCCUCCCUGCUGACGUUCACCGUUACAUAAAGAUGGUUCAACUGGGGAAGACGGUGCAUUACCUUCCAAUCCUAUUUAUUGACCAGCUAAGCAACAGAGUGAAAGAUUUGAUGGUUAUAAAUCAUUCAACAACAGAACUACCUCUUACAGUGUCCUAUGACAAAAUCUCUCUUGGAAAACUCCGAUUCUGGAUCCACAUGCAGGAUGCUGUGUACUCCCUGCAACAGUUUGGGUUUUCAGAAAAGGAUGCAGAUGAAGUAAAAGGAAUUUUUGUUGAUACCAACCUGUACUUCCUGGCAUUGACAUUCUUUGUAGCAGCAUUCCAUCUUCUCUUUGAUUUUCUUGCAUUCAAAAAUGACAUCAGUUUUUGGAAGAAAAAGAGGAGCAUGGCUGGGAUGUCCACAAAAGCAGUGCUUUGGCGGUGCUUUAGUACUGUGGUAAUCUUCCUUUUCCUUUUGGAUGAACAAACAAGUUUAUUGGUACUGAUCCCAGCAGGCAUUGGUGCAGUGAUUGAGCUCUGGAAAGUGAAGAAAGCUUUGAAAAUGAAACUCAAGUGGCAAGGCUUGAGACCCAAAAUUCAGUACGGUACAUACAAUGACUCUGAAAAGAAAACUGAGGAGUAUGACACCCAGGCUAUGAAAUAUUUGUCAUAUUUGCUCUACCCACUGUGUAUUGGAGGUGCAGGUUACUCCUUGUUGAAUGUCAAAUACAAAAGCUGGUACUCCUGGUUGAUUAACAGUUUUGUCAAUGGAGUGUAUGCAUUUGGAUUCCUGUUCAUGCUGCCCCAGCUGUUUGUAAACUACAAGAUGAAAUCUGUUGCACACUUACCAUGGAAGGCUUUCACAUACAAAGCAUUCAACACCUUUAUUGAUGAUAUAUUUGCUUUUAUCAUCACAAUGCCAACAUCUCACAGGCUGGCGUGCUUUAGAGACGAUGUGGUGUUCCUGGUCUAUCUUUACCAAAGAUGGCUUUAUCCUGUGGAUAAGAGCAGAGUGAAUGAGUAUGGAGAAUCUUAUGAAGAAAAGCCAAAAAAGAAAAGCUCAUAGAGAAUAAGAACUGAAGAAGAUUCUGACCCUUGGACUCUUACUGGCUUGCUGUAUUAUGUGGUCUUAAGGAAGGACAAACUUAUUUAAUAAGAGUAUUUUUAAAGCUUAUGACAGAACUACAUGGACAAUACAUCCUCUAUAUUGCCAAAAUCUAGUUUUGAUAUCCUCCUAUUUCAAGAUCCUCUCCUGUCCACAAAAAGUCCACAAUCUGCCAGAUGUCAUUAAACAAACUUCCUGCAUUUGAACUUCUCUUCCAUGAAAACUUCUGUCCUGACCUUGGUAAUUAAUAUCUAAAUCUGUUUCUAUGACAACUUGCCAGCUGAAAGCGUGAUACCCCUGCCACUAGGCUAUGAAAAGUGAAACAAGAAGCCAGUGUGUGAGAGCAGAAUCAAGCAUUCUUGCCAAACCAGAGGCUGUCAACAACAAAACAUCCAG
Molecule: messenger RNA, 2153 nt
Organism: Dryobates pubescens (Downy woodpecker)
Lineage: Eukaryota; Metazoa; Chordata; Aves; Piciformes; Picidae
Gene: CLPTM1L
Product: CLPTM1 like
Exons: 17
Coding region: 93-1718 (541 amino acids)
Cellular component (GO): endomembrane system; membrane
Source: RefSeq, a predicted model, not a curated record